GUUCAAGAGCCAAUUAAGAUUUAGAGUGAAGACUCGAAUUCCCAUUUCUCAACGGCCAAUGGAGUUAACAACCCCUGCAUCGAAUCCCCCGUUCUUUUCAUCUCUUUGAAUUUCUCUUUCGUAAUUCCUCCUCUUCUCUCCGGAUUUCAUCGGUUGUUUCCAGGGGCCACCACCACCAUGUCCUCCGCCGUCGACAAGCCUUUUUUCUGUCACCAGUGUGAUCGCGCGGUUACUGUUUCUGUAUCCAUUUCCUCCGAUCCUCUUUGCCCACUUUGCCACGAGGGUUUUCUCGAAGAGUACGACAAUUCCAAUUCCAAUCUCAAUUUUGAUCCCACGUCCUUUUUCCUUCCCCAACCUUUCCGUCGUUUCAAUCCGCUUGUUUUCUCCUCUUCUACAGUUGUUGAUCUUCAAAACCCUGGUAUAUUUUCAAGAACUUUGGCUCCGCCUUCCCAAUCCACUUCCUCUGUUCACCACGAGCCCUACGAUCCUUUUGUUUUUCUUCAGAAUCAUUUACGGAGCAUCUUCGAAAGUGGUGCCGAUGUUGUCUUUGAAAUUCCUCGCCAUUCUUCCCACUCUGGUGUUCCAAUGCCUCAAAAUGUGGGCGAUUACUUCAUUGGACCAGGCCUCGAGCAGCUUAUUCAGUUGCUGGCUGAAAAUGAUCCCAACCGAUAUGGAACUCCGCCGGCUUCGAAAUCGGCAAUUGAGAAGCUUUCGACUAUCACUGUUACUGAGGACCUUCUGAAUUCGGAAAUGAAUCAGUGUGCCGUUUGCAUAGAUGAUUUUGGAAAAGGUAUUGUGGUUAAGCAAAUGCCAUGCAAGCAUGUAUUUCAUGAUUAUUGUCUAUUGCCUUGGCUUGAAUUGCAUAAUUCAUGCCCUAUUUGCCGGUUCGAGUUGCCUACGGAUGAUUCUGAUUACGAGAAUCGAACACGUGGAAACCGGAUGCAGGGGAAUGAAUCUUCCGGGGAAGAAUCAGGGUCAGGAAGCAGUGGGAGCAGCAUGAGGCGUGUUGAGAGGAGGUUUAGAGUGCCGCUGUGGUGGCCGUUUGGUAGCCGGAAUGAUGGGAGUGACAGUGAAUGAGAGGAUAGGCCUCAGGACAAACAAAUACUGAAUAUGGUCUGUUGCUGGCGACUGAGCAGAUCUGCAAGAAUGAAGGAGGCCUUUCUCUGUCCAUGUUUGGUAUUCCUGACUACAAUUUCUUAACAUUUAUAGGGUGUAAGAAGGUUGAUUUGGGUCAAUUCCAUAGAACCUUAGUUAUUUACCUAUACUUGGGGAGUGGAAGAGGUGAAUGUAAAUGUGGAAUGCUGUGUAGGGACAUGCAACAGUUAUGGUGUGGGAUUUAGCAAAUAAGUGAGGAGUUUUAUCUAUGUAUAUGCUGGCCGUGUAGCGAGGCAUUUUUCUGGUUAGGAUAUGAUCAGGGUCUGCAAAUCAUUGCUAGACGAGACCCAAAAGCUAAGUCUUAGUUGGGGUAAAGCUAAGCUGAUGAGUUAUGAUAAACUUAAUUUUAUCAAUGCUUUUAACUCAUUCCUCGAUUUGUGGAUGCGAAAAUUUGUAGAACGUUAAUUGGCCAACAAGAGUACAUCAAUAUAAACUAGAUGAGGAAUGGUGUUUAGGCCUCAAACAAAAUUAAAUAGAUGGAUUGCGUUAAAUUUAAUUAUAUCAA
This is a messenger RNA of Cucumis sativus (cucumber), 1660 nucleotides long. Its product is annotated as E3 ubiquitin-protein ligase RING1-like. Gene Ontology annotation, biological process: protein ubiquitination. Gene Ontology annotation, molecular function: ubiquitin protein ligase activity. The transcript has 2 exons. Lineage: Eukaryota; Viridiplantae; Streptophyta; Magnoliopsida; Cucurbitales; Cucurbitaceae. The record is from RefSeq and is a predicted model, not a curated record. Bases 178 to 1077 code for a protein of 299 amino acids. Gene Ontology annotation, cellular component: cytoplasm.